GGUGGUGGAUACAUGGGAUACUAUCAAUAUCAUAAAUACAAGCAGCGUGAACUCGAACGCUGUGGAUUAGACCAGCUGGUGAAGGAGAACUUAGCUCCUGCAUGGCAGGUGCCGCGUCCGCCUCGACAUCCGGGCCGUGGGUGCUGGUGACAGUCGGAAGUGGAGGCGGGCUGCACUUCCGGUGCCGGCUCGCGCGCGGCUGACGUCACCGCCGGUCCACCCCCCCUUUGCCCCCGCCCUCCCGGGAAAUCCAGGCUCUUAUCCCUGGGUCAUGUGUCAAUCAAACCAGCAGCAACAGCAGCAGCCGGCGGCGCUGAAGGGAGGGAAAUGGUGAGAUGUCGUAAAUCUUUGCAUAAUACUGCCACUACAUGUUACAACCUGCACAGAGUUAAAAUUCAUGUCCGGAGAUCCCGUUGCACCGAUGCAAGCCAGGCAGAGCUCCGAGAAGCCGACGGCUCGGUGGUGUCUAAUGGUGCUGCUGGCUCUAGCAGGCGAGCACGCUUCAGGUUACAUUUUCCCCAGCUGGCUUUGCGACGCAGGCUAGGCCAGCUGAGCUGUAUGUCCAAGCCUGCACUCAAGCUCCGCACCUGGCCUCUGUCUUUUCUCUAUUUCUUCCUGCCAUUUAGUGUCCUUAAGCCUCUUACUAAAGUAGGAUGGCGACCAACAAGCAGGGUUGGCCUGUAUAAAACUAUUCCCACGCGGUUGCUAUCCCGUGCGUGGGGUAGACUGAAUCAGGUGGAACUUCCUACCUGGAUGCGGAAGCCUGUGUAUAAUUUGUACAUAUGGACGUUUGGGGUUAAUAUGAAGGAAGCAGCAGUGGAAGAUUUACAACAUUACAGAAAUCUCAGUGAAUUCUUCCGCAGAAAGCUAAAACCCCAGGCACGCCCUGUCAGUGACUCUCACUGUGUGAUUAGCCCUUCUGAUGGAAAGAUCUUGCAUUUUGGAAGAGUGAAGAAUUGUGAGGUAGAGCAAGUGAAGGGUGUGACUUACUCACUGGAGAAUUUCCUGGGCCCUCAGACCUGGUCAGAGAAUCUGGAGAUUAGCGACAAUAAAAGUGAGUCAAGUUUUCAGGACCAUCUGGUGACGAGGGAAGGCAAUGAUCUCUACCACUGUGUUAUUUAUUUGGCACCAGGAGACUAUCACUGUUUCCAUUCACCUGCUGAUUGGAGAGUUGCGCACAGGCGCCAUUUUCCAGGCUCCCUUAUGUCAGUUAAUCCUGGUGUAGCUCGUUGGAUUAAGGAGCUGUUCUGCCACAAUGAACGUGUGGUCCUGGCUGGAGAGUGGAUACACGGCUUCUUCUCACUCACUGCUGUCGGUGCCACAAACGUUGGAUCGAUUCGCAUUUAUUUUGACAGUGACCUGCAUACCAACAGUCCCCGCUACAUGAAGGGCUCUUACAAUGACUUCAGUUUUGCCGCAAACAACAACAAAGGGAUUAACAUGAGGAAGGGCGAGCACCUCGGAGAGUUUAACCUGGGCUCCACCAUCGUUCUCAUCUUCGAGGCACCAAAAGACUUUACCUUUAACCUUAAACCUGGACAGAAGAUCAGGUUUGGUGAGGCCCUGGGCUCCAUAUAAUACAAUUCCCAUCGAUGACAUCUCAAAUUGGAUUGGAGCACUGAGGAGUGAGGUUGGACUAAAGAAUGGUGAAAAAUGGCCAUAACUGAAAUGCGGUUUUAAUUCUCGCUCCUCCUCCUCUCAUCAUUACUGCAGAAGCAUCUCUCAUUGCCUCCAUCUGAGGGACCAGCUCUACCAUAAUGGAUUCUCCUGAAAGGUGUACCGACCCAACUCAAUAGAACUUUCAGAGCGUAUGCAGUGCCGUAAUCUCUCCGUGCAAGGGGAGAACCUGGCAGGUGACCAGGAUUAAUGGGACUUUGAAAGAUGGGCUGAGUUUGAGGGCCCUGGUCUCUUUGGCAGUGGCAGGGGAUUCCGAUCAACUUGUGCAGGAACUGGGGAUGCUCGAGUAUUUGCUGAAUAACUCCAUGCAGCUGAACCAGUGGGUCAUUCUAACUUGUAGUUAUUGCAGUAUUUUUAUAUACUAAAAAAAAUCAAUGCAGUUUCUCAUCAAAUUACAUCUCAGAGAAAAUAAAUUUAAUGACUAUACCAAAA
This is a messenger RNA of Rhincodon typus (whale shark), 2109 nucleotides long. It is a transcript of the gene pisd, whose product is annotated as phosphatidylserine decarboxylase. Gene Ontology annotation, biological process: phosphatidylethanolamine biosynthetic process. The transcript is spliced from 8 exons. Gene Ontology annotation, cellular component: mitochondrion. NCBI's taxonomy places the organism in Eukaryota, Metazoa, Chordata, Chondrichthyes, Orectolobiformes, Rhincodontidae. The record is from RefSeq and is a predicted model, not a curated record. The coding region runs from base 328 to 1578 and encodes 416 amino acids. Gene Ontology annotation, molecular function: phosphatidylserine decarboxylase activity.